GCCGUACAAUGCCGCCCUCUGUGCUGCAGGAGCGGGUGGCACCGCCCGCGCGAUAAGGACCCAUGUUCUCACCGCGCUGCCCCGCGGCUCUACGGUCCCGGCUCUGCCCCCGUGCAGGUGCUGCGGAGCCGCGAGCGGGGGCACCUCGAGCCGCCGCGACCCCCCAUUGCGGAUUUGCAUGGAAGCUCCCGCUGCGCCAGGCUCCGCCUCCCGCUGGCUCCGGCACUAAAGCGACGUGUCCCAGGCCCGCCGGGCGGGCAGGCUGCGGUCACACGCGCCUCAGCCACCUGCCGCGCUGCUCGCCCGGCGGCCCUUCUCCUGGGCACGGCGUCCCGCCCUCCACGCCGGCUCCCAGCAUGUUGAUGGCUAGUACCAGAAGCUUAACUUAGUGGGAGAACAGGCUGGGUGACAUUUCCCCAUCAUCUACUGAAACAUGAAGACCAAAAGCAAAAGAACAAAGCACAGGCUUGCUGUUGACAAAGAAGCCUUUCCUGGGGAGACAACUUUGAGCAAAGAGGAACCGGUGAAAUGUUUGCGACGCAAAGAAAGGAGAAAUGGCGAAAACAAUGAGAGUAGCAAGACUGGUACAGUCAAAGCCAAGCAUGGUUGGAACAACAAAGACAGACACUUAAGGCGAUUGGAAAGCAAUGAACGGGAGAGGCAGAGAAUGCACAAGCUCAAUAAUGCAUUCCAGGCCUUGCGGGAGGUUAUCCCUCAUGUGAGAGCUGAGAAUAAGCUUUCUAAAAUUGAGACUCUCACGCUAGCCAAAAAUUACAUUAAAUCACUGACUUCCACCAUACUCCAUAUGUCCAGUGGGCACCUUCCAAUUGUAGAAGGAACUGGAGCAUCCAAUGGCUCCAAACUGUACCAGCAUUACCAACAGCAACAUGGUGAUGAGGAACACGAUGAACAACUAAAAAAAUACUCCACACAAAUUCACAACUUUAGACAAGGCAGCUAAAGUUAGCUACUGGCCUCAUUCUCUCAUCUCCAUACAUUCCUGUAUAUUUCAGCAUUUGGAGGAUUAAGGGGUUAUUUCCUCCCGGUGGCUUUCUUUUUUGUUUGUUUUUGAAAAGACAAAUGUUUAGUGACUAGAUCUCAUAAUUCUUGUUGAAAUUAUCCUAAAUUGUAGGUCAGGCUUUUCAAAGAGAUUAGUGAUUUUGGUUGCUCGGUAUGAAACACCUUCUCUGUUCUUAUAGUUUUUUGUUUACCUGCUUUGUUUGUAAUUUUCUUGAGGUCAGAAUGUUCUUUUAAUUUGUAAUGAGAAAUUGUUUGAUUGUUCAACACCUAGAUUGCUUUUGCAGGGCGGGCUUUAUAAACAAAUUAUUUUUCAGUGGGAGGGGGGUCUCUGCACUUUAGAAAAAUUACUCUUUUUAUAAGGUACCUUGAGUUGGGCACCCAACAGUGAUGUCCUAAAUCACUAGUCAUUAUUGAAAAUACUGGCUGUAACUUUGAUUCCUCCAGAAGUGGCACCAUUAAUGGGGAAUCUUGGUGCAGGAAUAAUGAAGUUUAUGGCCCGGUACAGUACUUUGGAAUGUAUACAGCUACUGGAGGGACAUAUCUAACUGACCUGUUAUUUGGAUAGCAGGACUAAUUUAUUUAACCACAGUUACCUGGAUUUUUCCCCUUGAAUUCUUAAAUAUCCUGCUACUCAGGGGGAGGAACAAAUUUAAUGACAAUAGAAAUGUAUUUUGAGUAGCUUGAUUAGUGUGAUCGAACAGGUAUGAACAGAUAUCAGAUAAUGUUUUCACAAAUGGCCUUGGACCAGACCCUAAAUGCCCUAAAUCAGCGGUUCUCAAACUUCAUUGCAACAUGACCCCCUUCUGACAACAAAAAUUACUGCACAACCCCAGGAGGGGGGAUCGAAGACCUGAGCCCUGUUGCCCUGGGCAGAGAGGCCAAAGCUGAAGCCUAAGGACUUCUGCCCUGGGCGAGGGAAUGUAACCUUAGCCCUGGGGGUUGGGGCUCGGGUUUUGGCUUCAGCCCCUGGUGGUGGGGCUUAGGCUUAGGCUUCAGACUUGCUGGGGCCCAGGGCCAACACCAGCCUUGGCGACCCCAUUAAAAUGGGGUUGUGACCCACUGUGGGCUCCCCACCCACAGUUUGAGAACCCCUGCCCUAAACUCAUUGAAGUAAAUGGAAAGGUUCCAAUUCACUUCAGUGGGCUUUGGGUCACAUUCCUAAAAUGUAAUCCUACAACUACACUUAAAAUGCACAAUAAUUAAUGUGAUCCUUGUUGCAUUAUAUAUAUAUUUGAAAGUGCCUUUCAACAGAAACAUUAAAAGAGAUUUGUUAGAUUGUAACAGAGCUCUUCUAGACAGGAGCUUGUCUUUGGCUGUGUUUGUACAGCACCCAGUCCAAUGGGACCCCACUUCCAUUUAGACCCUUUGGGUGCUAUUGUAAUAUAAAUAUUUAACAGUUAAUUCACUUGUGAUCUUUGCAAAAAUGAUGUGAUUACAGAACAAAUGUUUUGAAUAUUUACCAGUUGGACAAUGAUAAUCUAUGCAUUUAAAAUGAACUCUCCUAAUAAAGCCUGCAUUGUAAUCAAUUAGGAUUCAUUCUGGGCUAGGUACUAUUAAAUACAAUAAAUGAAACCGGAGAUCUUGAAACAAGAAAAGAAACUUUUUAAAAAAAUGUUGGAAUAAAAACUCGCAUUUCUCCUA
Messenger RNA from Chrysemys picta bellii (western painted turtle), 2661 nucleotides. RefSeq names its product basic helix-loop-helix family member a15 (gene BHLHA15). Lineage: Eukaryota; Metazoa; Chordata; Testudines; Emydidae. The record is from RefSeq and is a predicted model, not a curated record. Gene Ontology annotation, molecular function: E-box binding; protein dimerization activity; DNA-binding transcription factor activity, RNA polymerase II-specific. Gene Ontology annotation, cellular component: nucleus. Gene Ontology annotation, biological process: sensory organ development; axon development; positive regulation of transcription by RNA polymerase II.